Molecule: messenger RNA, 2358 nt
Organism: Fomitopsis serialis
Lineage: Eukaryota; Fungi; Basidiomycota; Agaricomycetes; Polyporales; Fomitopsidaceae
Exons: 10
Coding region: 188-2017 (609 amino acids)
Source: RefSeq, a predicted model, not a curated record
ACCCACUCCCGCCACUCCCUCUUCCUCUCCUCAAUCCUAUUCCCGUCCCUAAUAUCCCUUUCCCCGACGACGCGGACGGCAACCACCCCCCGCCUCGACGCCCGUGCACGCCCGUUCACGUUACGACCUCUCUCGAUUGGACCUAGUAACGCCCCCGGUGGCUGCUACUACUCAGGCGACCCCCGCCAUGGCUUCGUAUCCGGCAUACAGCACCCGUCGCACGUCUCCGACGGUCAACACGACGCCCUACUUGAGCGCGAGCCCCCACGCGACGGGCGACGGCCAGUUCUACCCGCCUGGCGCGAGCCGCAUCUCACUGGACGACGACGACUCGGCCCAAGCACACUCGUCCCCGUACAAGAAGCCCGGCGACGUCACGGUCGACAUGCGCGCGAUUACGCGCACGCCCAGUCCGACGCCGAGCGAGGCGGAGGAGCUCACGAAGACGUCGUUGUUUGACUGGAAGGCGAUGUCGAGUUGGCGGUAUUGGAUCAGGAGAGAGUGGGUACUACGUCAUUUCGCUAUCGCACUGGUCGCGACGAUUCUGUUCACGGUAUUCCACACACAAAUAGUCAAAUGGCUACAGCCCGCUGCCAACUGGAUGCAUGAUCUCAAGUUUGGAUGGCUCAUCCCUAUCGGUAUCCUCUUCGUCAUUUCAUUCCCUCCUCUCUUUGGCCAUGAAAUCGUCGCCAUCCUGUGUGGUCUCGUCUGGGGUCUCUGGAUCGGCUUCGCUAUUGUGUGUGCGGGCACCUUCCUUGGUGAACUUGGUAACUUCUACGUGCGUGGCGAGAAGCUCGAGAAGACAGAUCUUCGGUACGCAUGCUUGGCGAAGGUCGUGCGGGAGGGUGGGAUCAAGAUUGCACUCAUCGCACGGUUGAGUGCUAUUCCUGGCACUGUACUCACGACUGCCGUGUUCUCAACAUGCGGCAUGAGCGUCUGGACAUUCAUCAUCGCCGCUAUCCUCUCGCUCCCGAAACAAUUUAUCACUGUGUACCUCGGUGUUGCCCUCGAGCAGUCGGACAAUGGCGGUUCGAGCACGCGGGACACCAUCGUCAAGGACGUCGUCGUCGGCAUCACGGUCAUCAUUACGUUCGUGGCGAUGUGGUACAUCUACAACCUCAUGAACAAGGCCAAACCCGGCGUCAUCUACGACCGCAGGAAAGCGAGGCAAGCGAAGCUCAUGGGAAUGGGCUCGUCUCCGUACUCCAACAGCUCGAUGCUCCAGUCGACCGCCUCCUCGGAGAUCCCGCUCACCGCGCGCGGCGAUAACUUCGGGGCCGCGGUUUAUCAGCAAUGGGACACCUCCGGGCGCGCAGUCGGUCACUCGGGCGACCCGAGGCUCUACGUCCCCGAACCGCGCCGCGCACCCCGUGCGGACACGGGCUCAAGUAUCGGGAGCGCGUACCAGAUGAGCGAGCGGGGCGGGUACCAGAGCACGCCAACAAGGAGUGAUUCUGGCCUGACGAACCCGUAUCCACACCCGUACGCGCAGGCGCAGGUGUCUAGACCGCCGUCACGCCGACGUACACCGCUACCCCCCACCGAUUGCUCCGCCCGUGUCUGCGCCUGCACAUGCGACCUCGCCGCAGUCCCGCCGAACAUGAGGCCACUGCAGACCGCGCCAGCCCAACACCCGUACGGUGCGCAAGCAAUGGCGGCGCCGAUGCCGAACCCGUAUGCGGCCUACGCACCAUCGCCACCGCCAAACGCGAACCCGUACGCGGGCUAUGCGCCCUCGCCGCCGCCUACGAACCCGAACAACCCGUUCUCACCUUCGUAUGGCGCGGGGAGCGCACCGUCGACGCCGACCGGACUCACACAGCACCAGUUCACGGGUGGGUACCCGUUCAGCACGCAGCAGGUGCCGGGGACCGCGCCGCUGCCGCCGACGUACUCCUCGCAGACGUUCGCGCAGCAGCAAUCAAUACAACAGCAGUACCCGCAGACGGCUGCACCCGCGCGCGGGCAGAGCCAGGCGGGGCCGAUGCCGCCGAACUACUCGUCUGACCUGCGAUGAGGCUUCUAGAUGGUGGUACCAGUAGUAGAGGCGGCAGGGACGCCGUGCGCUUGUGUGCUGCACCAUGGUCGGUGGACGGAUGGAUGUUGGCAUGCCUGCCGAGGGACAUCAAUGUACACUAGGGAUACCCUGUUGUACAUACGAGUCGAGUACGACGACGCUUCACUACUGCCGUGCCUUUUUUUCUCGCUUUUCUGAAUCCUGACUAUCGUUCAUACUCUUGGUGUAUUGUAUGCGUUAGAUACAUAGUACUUGCAUGCACGGACGGCUUGUGACUGGAUGUAGUGUCUGCGACUGGAUGCCUGCUGUGUGAAUGAGUAACGACACGGACUUGGACGCGA